Ilyonectria robusta is the source of this 2088-nucleotide messenger RNA. RefSeq names its product Aldehyde/histidinol dehydrogenase. The transcript is spliced from 2 exons. The coding region runs from base 137 to 1597 and encodes 486 amino acids. Gene Ontology annotation, molecular function: succinate-semialdehyde dehydrogenase (NAD+) activity. The record is from RefSeq and is a predicted model, not a curated record. NCBI's taxonomy places the organism in Eukaryota, Fungi, Ascomycota, Sordariomycetes, Hypocreales, Nectriaceae.
CGACAGACCACCCACUCAGCCACCGUCAAGGACAUCUUCUUAUCAUUCACGGCGUGAGUCUCUCCGCGCCGACGGUGAGCAUUGUGCCUCUUGCAGACUAAGGACUAAACUCGUUCAGCCUCGACACUGCCUUACCAUGCCUAUUUCUGUCACAACCAAGAGUGGCGGGGCUCCCGUCCAUGGGGAUGAUGUGCCUCUCGUCAUCGACGGCAAUGAAGUCUUCUCCGACGACACCUUCGACGUGGUCAACCCAAGUACGGGGGCUGUCGUACACAAGAGCUCGAAUGCCCAUGUGUCCCACGCACAAGCGGCUGCCCAUGCUGGAGAAAGGGCUUUUGAGUCUUGGAGCCAGACGACACCUGCGCAGCGUCGAAACAUCUUCCUAGCGGCCGCCAAUACUGUCGAGAAGCGUUCGUCAGAGUUGAAGGAGUACAUGAUGCAGGAGACCGGCAGCGACGAGGGAUGGGCAGAGUUCAACAUGUACCUCGCCAAGGAGUGUCUCCUUGACUGUGCAAGUAGGAUUACUGCAAUCGAAGGGAGGAUACCGAGUCCAAGCGACCCGACCACGGGCGCGCUCGUUGUGAAGGAGCCCUACGGCGUUGUUCUGGCCAUUGCCCCCUGGAACGCCCCCUAUGCGCUAGGCUUCAGAGCCGUCGUGUGGGCGAUUGCUGCGGGUAACACUGUGGUCUUCAAGGGCUCGGAGCUGAGCCCUCGCUCGCUCUGGGCUGUUGCUUCGGUGCUUCAAGAAGCAGGGCUCCCCAACGGCGUUAUCAAUUUCAUCACCUGCAACCCGCAGAAUGCCCCAGAAGUUACCAAGACCCUGAUCAGCAACCCAAUCAUCAAGAAGAUCAACUUCACCGGCAGCACCGUCGUGGGUCGCAUUGUCGCCGAAUGGGCCGGCGCAAACCUGAAACCCCUUCUCCUCGAACUGGGUGGUAAAGCACCGGCUAUCGUAUGCGAAGAUGCUGACCUUGACGUCGCAGCUAAGCAAUGUGCGCUGGGAGCAUUCAUGUAUGCGGGACAGAUCUGUAUGAGCACCGAGCGUAUCCUAGUCCACAAGUCGAUCCGCCCAGAGCUGGAAGAGAAGCUGAGGGAAUGGACGGACAAGCUUUUUGCUUCGCAGAGCGACAGCCCUGUCCUGAUCGCAGACCGAGCGGUGGCCAAGAAUCAACGUCUGGCCCGGGACGCCUUGGCCCAGGGCGCAUCACUGGUGUGUGGUGAAGUGGAUGCUACCGAAUCGACCAAGACACGGCUGCGGCCCAUCAUCAUUAGCAAUGUCAAGCCCGACAUGGAAAUCUACAUGACCGAGUCUUUCGGCCCAACAGUCUCCAUUAUCGAGUUUGAGACUGAGGAGGACGCUCUCACCAUUGCGAACGACACUGAGUACGGCCUCUCUUCAGCCAUCUUCUCUCGCGAUCUGCGAAGAGCUUUGAGGCUUGCCAAGAAGAUAGAGACAGGAGCUGUGCAUAUUAACCGCAUGACUGUUCAUGACGAAUCAGCCCUGCCGCAUGGAGGUGCCAAGUCCAGCGGCUUCGGGAGAUUCAAUACAGGGAUGGAGGAAUGGGUCCGGACUAAGAAUAUCACGUAUGAUUUAUGAGUUAAUUGCAAGACACUGCCGCUGAAGAAAAGAAUUCGUUGUCCCGCCAAUAUGAUCAUUCAGGGUAGGGAAUCAAUCCAUCCACGUCAAUAUCCGACUUUGUGGAUUGAAUUGACGGCUUACUCAGCAGAGUGCCCGUGGAUUGAUGUCCACGAGGCUAUCUGUGGAUUGAUGUCCAUAAUAUUGACCCCGUGGAAGACCCCUGUCACAUUAACUCGGAUUUCCUAAUCGGGCAAUUCGGGAACCUAUCGCCGAAAUUUCGAUUGCCUCACUCCUGCUGCUCCUCCAAACAAGCCCGUCCAACAGCCUCCUCCAACGCUGUAUCGUCAAGCAGUAUGCUAUCGACAUCUUCGAUAAUGCCUGCGCGUAACCAAGAUCGCAGCGUUUGGAUUAGUCCAAUCGUCCCAGCGUCUAAGCGGUUUCGGAGCGGCGUGACCAUCAACUCGGUGGCAGAGAACAGUCUCUCGCACUCCGAGCUCAUGGCCGGCACU